AUGGCUGCCCACACUGUGCUUCUUGACUUCACAGUUGCAUCAACUGUAAUAGCAGAUGUGGAGAAACGUUCCAAUCUAAAAUUAGCAAUUGCUAAUGUACUACAGGAACAUUUUGAUGGUUUGAAGCCAUUAACUGAAUCCAAUAUUGAUGGAAGCUUUUUAGUCCUCUACACUGGUCCCAAAGGUAGUCUAAUUACAGUUCGGGGAUAUACUGAAGGCUUAGUCACUGUUAACGUUGAAUAUUAUAAGAGAGAUGAAGAGGAAGCACUCUUGGAUUAUGAGUUGGCCAGAGAAUUGGAAACGGCGUUGCAGGCGGCAGCAGCCUCUACGCGUUCGCACUCACUUUCACCAAUUAUACGCGGCGGACCUUUUGAGAGAUACUUUCCUACCGCCGAUGACAGACUACUUGAAUAUGACAUAGAUAAGUUGGUCUUUGAAGCACGUUCUCCAUAUCAAAAAGUGCAAAUUAUCCACUCAAAAUCACUGGGAAAUUUGUUAAUUCUUGAUGAAUUACAAAAUAUAUCUGAAGCAGAUCUGAUAUAUACAGAGACUUUGAUGCAACGUGGGAAAGAGAGUUAUGCUGGCAAAGAAAUAGUUAUUUUAGGAGGAGGAGAUGGUGGCUUACUUUGGGAGUUAUUAAAGGAGAAGCCAAAAUUUGUUACUAUGCUAGAAAUUGAUGAUGUUGUAAUAAAAGCUUGCAGUCAGCAUAUGAGAAGCAUAUGUGGAGAUUGUUUGGAUAAAAGAAAGGGAGAAAAUUAUGAAAUUAUUGUUGGCGAUUGUGUGCAAGCUUUGGUACAAAUGAUUGAGGAAGGCCGACAGUUUGAUUACGUCUUCGGUGACCUUACGGACAUACCAAUUAGUCCCACUCCUCAUGGUGAUGCAUGGGAUUUCAUUAGACUAAUAUUAAACUCUUCAAUGAAAGUUUUAAAACCGACAGGAAAAUAUAUGACACAUGGAAAUGGAGCAUCUUGUCCUCAAUCACUACAGAUGUAUGAACAGGUUCUUUCACAGCUUUGUGUAUCAGUAACUUUUACCAAAUAUAGUGCUUUUGUACCAUCCUUCUUCGAAGAUUGGGUCUUCUACCAAGUAUCGUUGAAAUGAUGGAUUAAACCUAUAACCGUGAGGUUUCAAGGGAGGUAUAUUUACAAUCCACCUUCUCCCUUAUGACCCAGAUUCGACCCUAGUCGCAGAUUUUUUGUUAACAAAUCGGUUCCUGAAAAAAACGAUCCCGAUGCUGGACAUGAAAUCCCAGUUGACACUAC
Molecule: messenger RNA, 1262 nt
Organism: Habropoda laboriosa
Lineage: Eukaryota; Metazoa; Arthropoda; Insecta; Hymenoptera; Apidae
Gene: Sms
Product: spermine synthase
Exons: 7
Coding region: 1-1101 (366 amino acids)
Biological process (GO): spermine biosynthetic process
Molecular function (GO): spermine synthase activity
Source: RefSeq, a predicted model, not a curated record